Molecule: messenger RNA, 2370 nt
Organism: Bombyx mori (domestic silkworm)
Lineage: Eukaryota; Metazoa; Arthropoda; Insecta; Lepidoptera; Bombycidae
Exons: 3
Coding region: 1-2370 (789 amino acids)
Molecular function (GO): catalytic activity
Source: RefSeq, a predicted model, not a curated record
AUGGAUAAUCAAAUGCAAAAAUUAUUAGAAAAAAUUCAAGAGCAAAUGAAACAGCAGACUAUCACUAUAACAGAAGCUGUAACCAAAAAUGUUGUGCAACAAAUUAAUGAGCGAUUUAAAAAGAUAGAUGACGAAAACAAACAACUUAAAAAUUCAGUCAAAGAACUUAAGGAGAAAAUUAAAGGUCUGGAAAUGGCUAAAAAGAAAACUAACAUACUACUCUUUGGAAUAAAGGAAGACAAACAAGAAGAGUUAAGUUUGGUAAAAUACAUAUCGGAAAAACUUAAUUGUCAUCUUGGAUUAAACAUACAAGAGCACGAAAUUAUGAAUACCUAUAGAAUUGGAAAGAUAAAAAAUACGCCUCGACCUAUUUUAAUAUCCCUUGUAUCGUACUGGAGAAAAAUGGAAAUAAUGAGAUCGAAACAUAAGCUACCCCAGGGUAUUUAUGUGAAGGAAGAUUAUACUAAAGAAAUAUUAGAAGCACGCAAAACAUUACAACCAAAACUUGAAGAGGAACGAAGGAAGGGCUUAUCUGAAAGAGUUGCAAUACUUCAACUUGAGUUCAACAAAAAGAUAAUAUCAAUAAUUCAAGUGUAUGCACCAACUGAAAAGGCUUCUAAAGAAGAAAUGGAAAAAUUUUACGAAUCACUGCAAGAAGCGCAAGCGCAGACUAGCGGAGAUGUACUGUUAAUGGGAGACUUCAAUGCCAAAGUAGGGAUAGCUAAAACAAAAGAAGAUAAGAUUCUAGGUAAAUUUGGUUAUGGAAAAAGAAACGAAAGAGGUGAAAAGCUCAUAGAAUUUGCCUUCGAACACAAACUGUCGAUUAUGAAUACGUAUUUUAAAAUGAGACAAAAUCGAAAAUGGACUUGGAAAUCACCAAAUGGAAAAGUAAAGAAUGAAUUAGACUAUAUCCUAUCAAACCAGCCCAAAAGUAUAAGGAAAAUAGAAGUACUGCACGGCUUAGGGUAUAGUUCCGAUCACAGACUGGUUAGAGCAACUUAUUCUUUACAAAAUACUAAAAAAUGUAGGAUAUCGUUCAAAUCAUCCCCAAAUAUAUUCAAAACUGAAAAAGAAAUAAUGAUGUACACUAGAAAUUUAGAAAACAACAUAAAAGAACUUGAACCUUUUGAAGACGACGAUGUCCAGACCCUAUACAACAAAAUAGAACACGUCAUUAAAAAAAGCAUAUCAACAAACGAACACAAAGAGGAACAAAGCUUUUCAACAUUAGACCAUAUUCAUGUAAUGGAGCAAAUAAUAGAAAAGUACAAGGAGUUCAACAGACCAAUAUAUAUAGGUUUUAUCGAUUACGCUAAGGCGAUACGAUUUGAUACGAUCUCACAUGACGCCAUCUGGGAGGCACUGGACAAAUGUCAGGUCCACGACAAGUACAAAAAUGUCUUGAAGAACAUUUACGACAAGAGCACCAGUUGUGUGAAACUAGAGAACCGAGGACCUGAAAUACCUAUUCUAAGAGGAGUGAGACAAGGAGACCCACUUUCCCCGAAGAUCUUUAUAGCAGUGCUGCAUAACAUUUUUGAGGAGCUGAAAUGGAAAAACGAAGGCCUUAAAAUAUGUAACCAAUACUUGAGUCACCUCAGAUUUGCAGAUGAUAUAGUCCUCUUAGCUGAUAACAGUAGAAAACUUGAAAAAAUGAUAAACCAAUUGAAUGUACAAAGUAAAAGAGUAGGCCUAUUAAUGAAUAAAGACAAAACAAAAGUAAUGACAAACAGCGUCAAACAUCCAAUAAAACUUGAAGGAAAAACAUUAGAAUUCGUAAACAAAUACAUAUAUCUAGGAAAAGAAAUAUCAUUUGAAGACAGAAGCGAAGAAGAAGAGGUACAACGUAGAAUAAAUAUGAGUUGGAAAAAAUAUUGGUCACUCAAAGAGAUAAUGAAAGGAGACUAUCCACUCCACCUGAAGAAAACAGUUAUGGAUACAUGCAUCUUACCAACUCUCACAUAUGGUUGCCAAUCGUGGACUUUCAACACCACCAUAAAAACAAAAAUGGUUAAUUGCCAGAAAGCUAUGGAAAGAAGCAUUCUAAAAAUAAAAAUAAAAGAUAAAGUAAGAAGUGAAUUUAUACGAAAAAAGACAAAAUUAAUUGAUGUCCUAAACUUCAGUAAAAGAUUAAAGUGGCGAUGGGCUGGCCACGUAGCACGCUACAGUGACAAACGAUGGACAAUUGAAGUGACAAAAUGGAAAGGGCCUAAUGGGAAAAGAAGGAAAGGACGACCUAUGAAACGAUGGAGUGAUGAUAUCAUAGUCACCGCUGGGAAGGAGUGGAUGAGGCAGGCUCGGAACAGAGAAAAUUGGAUUAAGCUGGAGGAGGCCUAUACCCAAAUAGGGGUUCCUGUCGAGGAAAAUUGA